This is a messenger RNA of Paramuricea clavata, 2946 nucleotides long. The record is from the annotation of a GenBank genome assembly. Lineage: Eukaryota; Metazoa; Cnidaria; Anthozoa; Malacalcyonacea; Plexauridae.
AUGGACAAAAGAAUAUCAGAUGCGGCAGAACUGCUGCGACAGGCUUCGAGUAUGUUACUGUCAGUAGAUCCAGGAACUUCUUCAUCUCCAGCUUUAGUGCGAAGCCCAGAGGCAGAGUCUGAACGUCCGACAGUAAGACCACAGGGAAGAUCAGUAAACGAAACCCUCGCAAGAGCAAGGAGUAUGAUGCAAAGCAGUAGAACCACUGGAGUGUUUAGGCGGCUUAGCAGCAGCGAAAGAUUGAGAGCAACUUCAGGACCAAAGGAAAAGAAAAGCAAAACGGCUUCUUCGACUGGUAGUAAAGAUAAACCUUUCGAAUUUGCCCUGCUUGCUUGUGGAGAUGUCGACAGUGAUGAACCAGAUGACAGCUUGAAGAAGGACAUGAUUCUGGAUCGAGGUAUUGUGAGUCUUAAUGAAAAAGAUAACGAAGCCGCUAUUCGUGAAAAACUUGUUUCAUCGCUUAAAGGCAAGUAUGGCAUGAUUGGUCAAAAUGAUUUUGAAUUUAUAAAAGUAAAUCAGAAAAAAAUCUCGGUUCUACAUUUAAGUAAAGGAACAGAGUAUAAUUACGACGUUGUCAAGAAACUUGUAGGACAAGGGCUUUUGUACGUUAGAAUUAGAAGGGGAUAUGAAUUUGUAAUUGAACAAACUUCAGAUUCUGGAUCAGACUUUGUAAUGACAUAUCCUGCUGCUGAGAAUGAUGCUAAAACUGAAGCACAUCUUUCAGAAGACGAGAACAUGCCCCAGUCAGGACUAGCAGAUGAAUUACCUGUGGCUGCACAGCCACCCAUCUCAGUAGAUCUAUCUCAGCAGCCUGGUUCAAGCACAAAUAUAGAAAGUCCUCACACGUUCUUUGACACGGUUGUAAAUGAGUUUCCAUCAAAUAUAACUGAACCAACAGAAAUCCUUAGAUAUCUACAAAUGAAAAUUGUUAGAGGUAGACCAUUGGAGGUAACUGAUCCUUCCACAGACCUUCAAGGAGAAACAAACUUCAUAACUGUAGACAGAGAGAACAUUCUUCAAACUACUUUUGAGGAACUAAAAUCUGUUGAUGAUCCCAGAGUCACAUUCGAGGUCCAGUUUUAUGCGGAACAAGCUGUUGACAGUGGUGGUCCACGUAGAGAGUGGAUGCGACUUUGCAAUCAACAAAUCAAGAUCAAGUAUUUUGAUAAUGGUAUCAAUUUGUCGGAAGAUUACUUCUAUGUUGGACAAAUGAUUAGCAUUGCUCUUCUACAAAAUGGCCAGUUGCCUGUCUACAUCCCUGAAGAUAUUUUGCAGGCCAUAUUUGUGGGGAAAUGUGAGCAGUUGUCUCCUUGCAUCAUGGAGCUAAAGCGUGGUAUGGAUACAUUGGGGAUUCCAGCAUUUGGAAGAAAAUUUCCCCAGUUGUUGUACCUUCUCAGGCCAUCAGCCAUUGCCAAGUUAUCAGUUCGCAGGCUUCUAUUCCUGCUGAAACCAGCAUUUUCUGAGGAAGGGUCCAACGCUCUGUCUCGUGAGAAAGCUGUGUAUACAAAAUUUGUAAAAUACACAAGGGAGGUGUCCAGUGGCCGAAGGGUUGUUACUCUGGAAAACAUUCUAGAAUUUGCCACUGGAGCUAGUGAAGAACCACCCCUUGGUUUUACAAGAUCCCCCAACAUCCAGUUCAUAGAAGUUGACAACAAAGAGUUGACUACAACAGAAAAUGAGGUAAGCAUUUUAUUAUUUGUAUUUUCACCAUUUAGUUGUCAUAUUGUUAUACUAAAUUGCUAUUUUACAAUUAACCAAAUAUUCACCGAAGGCGAGGUGAUUACAAGCCUAUAUUCACUGAGCUGCGAAGUGAAUAUAGUCUUGUGAUCACCAAGCCUGAGGUGACUAAUUGUUUUAGUAUAAAUUCAGUAUUGAAACAUAAUAAUAUAUACAAACGUUUAUAAAUAAGAUUUACUUCACCUUUAAUUUCUUCAAUUCUUUCUUCCAUGAUUUGUUUGCAAACUGUGGAUUUUCGACAGCCAUUUUGUUUUGGAAGCAAUAGUUUACUGCUCAGAGAAGUCUGAGCACCAGUCAGAAUGCUUGAAAGCCAUUUUCAAUACUGAAUUUAUACUAAUAACAUUUAGCAUUUCCCAAUCAAGCAGGGUACUGGUUCAAAUUGAUAUUACAAAGCAUCCAUGUAUUGUUGGGAAGGAUGAUCACAGAUCAUUUACAUUGCUGUCUUUUCAAACAUACUGUACCAUAGAGGUAAAAUGCUUUGCAGUCUCAAUUGCACCCAGGAUCCUUUAAUCAAUCUCAAUACAUUACAUUGUUAGUAAAAUAAUCUAAUGUAUUAGAGGCAAACCUAAAGCAGAUUCAAGAUUCACUACUAUAGGAUUCCUUGCUCAAUUGGAAAAAUUCUGAUACCAUAGAGACACAAGGUCAUAUGAAUAUUAUAGGAAGAUUUCUUAGCAGGUACAACAGGCUUGUAUAUGGCAGAGAAGGGCUCAUGAUCUGAUGUGUUUUUUUCUGUAUUCAACAAACUAAUACAUCUAAUUAACCAGGGAGAAUAGUUGGGGAUAAUGUGUGGAUUCUACAGUAGGUCUCCAAGGUAGUCCCAAACUUGCAAGUAGAAACAGGGCUUUAAUUAACAGCUUUUGAUCCUAUAUAGACCUUUAACACCCACAUUUGAAUUUAUGGUUUAAAGAACAUAUGAAUGUUCUUUACUUUAUAGAGCAACCAAGUGUCAGAAGAAGUACAGCAACUUAAUGAAAAGAAGAAAAUGUGGUAUUUCACACCAACAGCCCAUACAUGUCCAAACACAUUGCAAUUGCCAACAGAAAGCAUGGUUCUUCCUCUUCCCUCUGAAGAAGACCUGUUCCAAUUGUAUGAUAUGGCAUUCAAGAACACUCACUUUGGUAUUAGAUAGAGCUGAAAAACAAAGCAUUCAAUAUGUUUUUCAAGUUUAGGAGAAAAUACUAGUCAUCUUUAUUAGCAAUGAUAUUGGAG